ACAACUCGACAGGGUGACGUCAAUUGACUACAGAGGAGAGCUUACAGAUCAAUCAUAUCUGCAACAAACCUGCAGCAGCACCUGUGACAACUCGGCCGAGGUCGCUCAAAGGUGGGGGAUAAAAGGUGAUACAAGAAAACAAGAAUAUCCUCCCCCAAUUCCCUAUUUCUGUACAAGAUCGUCUCAUCGCAAGCUAAACCCAUCAUGAGCUUCACCCCAGAGCCCUACGACCCCAUCACUGCCGAUUCAUGGCUCGUCUGCGAUACUUGCGGAACUCAAUUCCCAACGUCUGAUCGCAGCACCCUCAAGACAUGUCACAUCUGCGAUGACCCGCGCCAAUUCGUCCCGCCGUCUGGACAGUCGUUCUCUACGCUGGGGGAAUUGAAAAACAAGCAUAAAAACGAAUGGACUAAGUGUUCUUCUGAUGAGAAUAUCACGUUCAUCUCGUCGGUGCCGAAAUUGGCUAUUGGACAGCGUGCUAUUCUUAUCAAAACGCCAGAGGGCAACAUUCUCUGGGAUUGUAUCACGCUGCUUGAUGAUGAGACUGUUGAGAGGAUUAAGAGUGAGGGAGGGUUGAAGGCGAUUGUUAUAAGUCAUCCGCAUUUUUACAGCACCCAUGUUCAAUGGGCUCGCGCAUUCAAUUGUCCAGUGUAUCUCUCCGCCGAAGACAAAAUCUGGACAACCUUCUCCUCACCACAUCAAAUCUUCCUCACGACCCUCGAAACGCCCAUCCUCUCCACGGCCAAAGCCAUCAAGCUCGGCGGGCACUUCCCAGGCUCCAUGGUGCUACACUACAACUCACGGCUGUUCAUAGCCGACACGCUUAUGACGACGGCGUCAGGCGUCGGGAACUGGAGUGUAGACGCCACCGGUGAAUCGCGGUCCCGACCGGCUGGGUUGAACUCUUUCUCGUUCCUGUGGAGCAUUCCGAACUUCAUUCCUCUGGGUGUUGGGGAGAUGGCGAGGAUGUGGGGGAUUCUGAAGGGGUAUGAGUUUGGGGCUACGCAUGGUGGGUUUAUGGGGAUGGAUAUUGAGAGUGAGGAUGUCAAGGGGAGGGUUUUGGAGAGUAUGAAGAUACAGGCUGGGUUUAUUGGGGAUAAAGCGUUUGAGGAGAAGCUGUGAUGUGUGACGUAUAUCGAUUGCUUUUUGUGUAUCGAGUAUGGGAGAUGAGAG
Molecule: messenger RNA, 1173 nt
Organism: Fusarium oxysporum Fo47
Lineage: Eukaryota; Fungi; Ascomycota; Sordariomycetes; Hypocreales; Nectriaceae
Product: beta-lactamase-like protein
Exons: 1
Coding region: 205-1122 (305 amino acids)
Source: RefSeq, a predicted model, not a curated record